AUGUCCAUCAUGCAACGCGCCAGUCCAAACACGAAAGGCUCGCGACGUGCAUCCCUCAAUCCUCUACUCGAGGCACCCACCUUCUCACACGGUCCACAAGACAUUCAGCAGCAGCAACAAGCAAAAACAUGUCAGUCAGAAGUUCCAGUCCACGGGCACGCACCCACACGAUAUCGACCAUGCCACUGCUCACAUGCCCUCGACCGCUUGUUCGAUGACCACCUGAGUCCCUUCAAGCCGGCGACCGAAGACAUAUGA
Molecule: messenger RNA, 258 nt
Organism: Fulvia fulva
Lineage: Eukaryota; Fungi; Ascomycota; Dothideomycetes; Mycosphaerellales; Mycosphaerellaceae
Exons: 2
Coding region: 1-258 (85 amino acids)
Source: RefSeq, a predicted model, not a curated record